CCUGGCUCACUAGGAGGAGAGACCUGGAGCAGAGGGGGAUAGCUGUGCUGUGCCACAGGGAGGGAGGGGGAAAUUAGAAGGCAUCAGCCCAUCCAUCUUCAGGUGGCAUCAGGCCUGUCUGGAGCCUCCUUUCAUCUGCUGCUUUAACAAAGUUCAAAUGCACUGGUUCGGAAGGAUUUCUCUUGGCUCAAGGCAAGAAAAGCACUUUUAGCUCUGUGCUUCUGCCUUCAAAGCAUGCCUCGGUGUGUCUGCCGGGCCAGCCGUGGUGACCUGCGCUGUGUCUGUUCGGGCUUCCUCAGCCGGGAAGAGAAAAGUCCCCUUUUGUCCGAGGGGCUCCCACAGCCCCUCUCUCAAAGGCGCGGCGAUGCACGAAGCUCUGCCUCCAUCUCCCGGGAGCUCUCCCUGGAGUCUCCGUCUGCCUGGACGUGGCCUGCCUGCAAACUCCUCUGCGCUGCGACGCGUGACGGCCCCGGGCCCCUUCCCCCUCUCCCCGCGGCUGCCUCGGGGCCCGCCCUGACCCCGGCCCGGCCCCCCGCUCGGCUCGGCUCGGCUCGCAGUGUGCCCGCCUCUGCCGGCCUGUGCGGACCUGCCGGGCCGCCCCGCCGGGCCGGGCACACCCAGGAGGGUGUGAGCGCAGCGGGAGCCGAGUGCUGGCACGCAUGGGCCCGGGAGAGCCCAGCCCCGCGCUCACCUGGCCCAGCUGCGGGAGCCCGACAGCCGCGGGGAGCAGGACACCUGACCUUGGCUCUGGGACAGUCUGCUGCUAUGGCAGACCCCCCUGCUUGCUGCUCUACCUGUGCCACCUGCCUGCUCUGCCCCUACAGCUGCCAGUGGAUCACUGCCAAGAAGGAGAAGAGGAAGGGCCUGAGAACCACCAAGUAUGACUGCAGCUGGUUCCUUUUCCUCUUCUUCGUCUUCCUCUUCACACUGGUGUGGCUCUACUUCGCUAUCAUCAUCCUCAAUGAUUUCCACAACUUCAAUGAAUUCAUCUUCAGGCAGAGGAAGGUGUGGCUGGACUGGUCCCUGGUCCUGCUCAUAGCUACAGCUGUGCUGAUCAGCUACUCGUCUGUGCUGCUGGUCCUUGCUUUGUUCUUGCAGCUCUGCGGCCAGCCCUUGAAGCUACACUGGGUGCACAAGGUCCUGCUGAUCCUGACUGCCCUGGUGGUGGCUGCAGCCUUCACAGGGCUGGGAAUAAAGUGGGCAGAGGAGUGGAAAAGCGCACGUAUCUCCCUGCAGGCAACAGGUCCCUUCCUGCACAUUGGAGCUGUGGGGGGAAUGACGCUCCUUGCCUGGCCCCUGGCCAGCUUCAUCUACCGCACCCGCAGUACAGGUCUCAGGGUGUUUGUGCUGCUUGUGUACUGUGCAGCAAUGAUUGCACUAUACCUGGCUCCCUUGGGAAUCACCUCCCCUUGCAUCAUGGAGGAGAACCAGCUGCCCCCCAAGCCAGCCCUAGUUGGCCAUCGAGGAGCACCCAUGCUGGCCCCCGAGAACACCCUCAUGUCACUGCACAAGGCAGUGGGCUGUGAUGUGCAAGUCUUUGAGACAGACGUCAUGGUGAGUGCUGAUGGGGUCCCCUUCCUCAUGCAUGAUGAGGAACUCACCAGGACCACCAACGUGCAGGCUGUGUUCCCUGAGAGGGCUGCCCUGAACAGCACUGCCUUCAACUGGACAGACCUGCAGCAGCUGGAUGCUGGCAGCUGGUUUCUGGAGCGGAGGCCAUUUCCCACUGUGCAGAGCCUUUCUCCUGGUGAUCGCCAGGAGGCAGCUGAACAGAGGAUCCCGUCCCUGGAACAGGCUCUGGAGGCAGCCAAGCACAGCAACAUCUCCAUCAUGUUUGACCUUCGGCCUGAGAACCACAGUGACUACCAGAACUUUGUCAAUGUCACCCUGGGAGUGAUUUUAGAGUCAGGCAUCCCGCUGCAGCAGGUCCUCUGGCUUCCAGAUGGGUUCAGGGAAGAUGUCAAACAGCAGGCCCCAGGUGUCCAGCACGUCUACGGCCGGAAGAGAGUCGAGAAUGAGAAGGAGCCAGUGCUGCACGUCAAUCUGCCCUACCAGGACAUGAGCUCUGAGGAGAUCAGGCAGUACCGCCAGGACAACAUCUCUGUCAACUUGUACGUGGUGAACCAGCCCUGGCUCUUCUCCGUGCUGUGGUGUUCAGGGGUGAGCUCUGUCACCACCAACGCCUGCCAGGUGCUGAAGGAGAUGAAACACCCCAUCUGGCUGCUGCCCAGCAGCACAUACUUCAUGAUCUGGAUCGUUGUAGACUGUGUUUCCUUCCUUAUCAUCAUCUGGGCCUUCGUCCUGAUGAAGAAAUGUUCCCACAGGAGACGGCCAGCGGAGUCUGAGACGGACGUGCUGCUCACAAAGAUCAACAGCUUGAUGCAAGAGUGACGCCUGUGUCAGCUGUGGGGAAGGGCAGCCAGAGCCCUGCACAGCUCAAGCACUCCUCAGGCCAGCUUCAGGGCUCCUUUCCUUCGAGACUCCUUCUACCGUGGCCUUCCUGGCUCCUUUUAUGGUGCACAGCUGCCCUCAGCUGAAAAGACUUGGAACUGAGUUCUCAUUGCCCACUGGCAGCGAGGAACUAAAGCUUUGCAGGGGUGGCCUAGGGGCAGAAUAUUUAUCCAGCAGUGCUGGAGCUGACACCUCUCCCUUGGGGUUUGAACAGGAGCGGGGAUUUGGGUCGCUGUUUGGUGCAGGGGAAGGGCUGUCUCUGCCUGUUGUCAGCAGCUCUGCAGCCAGGGAUGGGACACCUGGUUUAAGGGCUGUUCCCCUGGGGGCUGCCCUGUCCCAUGGCUUGAGGAAUAGGAAGGGGGAUGUGGAGUGGCUUUUCAAAAGACAGCAGGAAAGCUGAGCUCUUCACCUUCCCGUCCUGGACACAAAUCCUGUCCCUGCUGCUGCUGGCUUCAUCUUCACGGGACAGGCUCCUGGCACUCCCUGCAGCAGUUAAUGCCUGUUGCUCGGGGAAGAGAAGGAGCAGGGCUGGGGGUGGUGGGUGCCAGGGGCUGGCAGGACCGCGCUCACGCUCCUGCUGCUGCUCCAGGGCAGCAGAGGGAGCGGUGGGACUCGGCAUCGGUCACGUUGCAGCAGGGCCUUGAACAGGGAGAGGGGUACCGUGUCAGUUUGACUUGUUGCUGUCUAUUUAUGUCAAUAAAGCAGAGGAGCGGCAGACA
This is a messenger RNA of Passer domesticus (house sparrow), 3170 nucleotides long. It is a transcript of the gene GDPD2, whose product is annotated as glycerophosphodiester phosphodiesterase domain containing 2. Gene Ontology annotation, molecular function: glycerophosphodiester phosphodiesterase activity. The record is from RefSeq and is a predicted model, not a curated record. Lineage: Eukaryota; Metazoa; Chordata; Aves; Passeriformes; Passeridae. The transcript has 16 exons. Gene Ontology annotation, biological process: lipid metabolic process. Gene Ontology annotation, cellular component: plasma membrane. The coding region runs from base 235 to 2391 and encodes 718 amino acids.